UCUCACCGGCUUCAACAGACUGGAGCUUUCACUUCUACUACCACUUCUGGAUCUGUCCUGUCGAGAUAUCUGGAAACAUCUCUAUAGGGUUAGGGUGGAUCUAUGCAACAGAUUGGACAUCGAAACAAAUACUAUUACUACAACUACUGCUUCUGAAAAUAAUACUACUGCUGCGUGUAAUCAUGUGGACACUGUAACUGAAGACAACUCUAUGAAGUUGGUUUGUGGAUAGCCUAACUGGAGACUACGACACGGGUGAAUGUUUUGAACCAUGUCGAACCUGGAGCUGCUCUCGUCCAUGAUUCAGUCUUUGGACAACGUGGACCAGCACACCAUAGAGCAGGAGUUUAAUGCGUUGCGUACUCAGUCGGUGGCAUGGAAAAAAUCCCAGUCCUCAGAAACUGGAGCUCUGAAAGAAAACAUCAAGAAGAACAGAUACAAGGAUAUACUACCCUAUGAUGAUUCCAGAGUAGUCUUGUCUCUCCAAACCUCAGAAUCUGACAGAGACUAUAUCAAUGCCAGCUUCAUUCAGGGAGCGCUGUCUGGUGGUUAUAUUGCAGCUCAGGCUCCUCUCAGCUCCACCCUCAGAGACUUCUGGAGGAUGAUCUGGGAAUAUCAGGUUAAGGUGAUCGUGAUGGCAUGCAGAGAGUUUGAAAUGGCCAAGAAAAAAUGUGAGGUUUACUGGUCUCAACUGAACCAAACCACAUCCUUUGGACCAUUCUCUGUUCACUGUCAGGGGGAGUCCAGUCCCACUCAAGACAUCAUAGUCAGAGAACUGCAGGUCUCAUUUCAGAGGGAUGUGCGUGUGGUCAUCCAGCUGCAGUUCCUCUCAUGGCCAGAUCACGAUGUUCCUUACGAGGCUUCAGGAGUCUUAGACCUGCUCCACAGAGUCCAAGACCUUCAGAAGUCAAGUCUGGACCUGGUCCAGAGAGUCCAAAAUCCCCUAAACCGCAAUCUGAAACUGGUGCACUGCAGUGCUGGCUGUGGAAGAACUGGAGUUAUCUGUGCUUUGGACCAGAUCUAUCAGCUACUCCUACACCAGAAGCUCACCUCAGACUUUAACAUUAUGAGGCUUGUUAUGGAGCUGAGGAGACAGAGGCCCAGUGCAGUGCAAACCAAAGAACAGUACCGCUUCAUCUACACAGCUACUUCCUGUUUGUUCAAAUGGUUCCUCGAGAAGAACAGCUCUGAUUCAGUGUACUACAACCUGCCCAGGUUGAACAAUUCUCAGAGUGUCCAAGCAGCUGUAACAAACAACAGGUCCAAGGAGCAGAGCAUGGAGGCGACGUACGCUGUGGUCAACAGGAAGGGGUGUGCACCUUCGACCUCCACCCUCCCCAGGAACACAGACCCUCACUAUGACAACAUCCAGCUGCCGUCAUCCACCCCUGUGUACGGCGUGGUCCGCCCCCGAGCCAAGCCCAUCCCCACGGACACUAACCUGUAUGACAUGGCCUCGCCCACAAACUCUGACAUCACGCCGCAGUAUCACCUCCUCUCAGAGGCCCCAAGACGGGUGACAGACGUAGAUGACGACUAUGAGGAUGUAACCCCCACAAGCCCAGACAGCAGUUUACCCCACGUAGACGGGAUUGGUACGAUCCAUUUCCACUCACUACACUACUACAGACUACAGAUCCCCCCAACAAAACCUCUGAAAAGUAAAACUAAUUAAAUAAUGCACAUUACUACAAAGAGGUUCAUUUUGGUCUUUUAAUAUUAUUUUGAAAUAAAUCCAAUCCACUUUAUUUCUUUCAAUCUUCAAAGAUGAGAAUUUU
Messenger RNA from Boleophthalmus pectinirostris (great blue-spotted mudskipper), 1778 nucleotides. RefSeq names its product protein tyrosine phosphatase non-receptor type 18 (gene ptpn18). Gene Ontology annotation, cellular component: cytoplasm; nucleus. The transcript is spliced from 16 exons. The record is from RefSeq and is a predicted model, not a curated record. Gene Ontology annotation, biological process: peptidyl-tyrosine dephosphorylation. Gene Ontology annotation, molecular function: non-membrane spanning protein tyrosine phosphatase activity. Lineage: Eukaryota; Metazoa; Chordata; Actinopteri; Gobiiformes; Gobiidae. Bases 272 to 1675 code for a protein of 467 amino acids.